AUGGCGGACGCCACAGCCAAGAGACAGUCAAAAGAGUCUUUCACUUGUCCCGUUUGUCUGGAUCUACUGAACAAUCCAGUCGCCAUUCCAUGUGGACACACGUAUUGUUUGGGCUGCAUUAAAGGCUGCUGGGAUCAGGAGGAUGGUAAAGGCAUCUACAGGUGCCCCCAGUGCAGAUGGACUUUUAGGCCGAGACCUGCUGUCAGUAAAAACACCCUGAUUGCUGAGAUGGUUGAGGACUUCAGGAAGACUGGACUCCAGGCUGCUGCUCCUGCUCUAUCUACUGCUGGAGCUGGAGAUGUGGAGUGUGAUCUCUGCACUGGGAGAAAACUCAAAGCUGUGAAGUCUUGUCUGGAUUGUCUGUUGUCUUACUGUGAAACUCACUUCAAAGUUCACAAUGAUGUGAAUCCAGGAGGAAAACACUCAGUGAUUGAUGCCACAGGCCAGCUGCAGGAGAGGAUCUGCCCUCAUCAUAAGAAGGUGUUUGAAAUAUUUUGUUGUACUGAUCAGACUUGUAUCUGCUAUCUGUGCACGAUAGACAGAUAUAGAGGCCAUGAUACAGUCACAGCUGUAGCAGAAUGGACUGACAAACAGAAGCAGCUGGGAGAGACCCAGAGGAGAUUCCAGCAGAGACUCCAUGAGAAGGAGAAGGAGCUGCAGGAGCUGAGGAAGGCUGUGGAGACACUCAAGAGCUCUGCACAGACAGCAGUGGAGGACAGUGAGAGGAUCUACACUGAGAUGAUCCGCUCCAUUGAGAGAAGGCGCUCUGAGGUGACAGAGCUGAUCAGAGCUCAGGAGAAGGCUGAGGUGAGUCGGGCUGAAGGACUCCUGAAGAGACUGGAGCAGGAGAUUGCUGAGCUGAAGAGGAGAGAUGCUGAACUGGAGCAGCUUUCACACACAGAGGAUCACAUCCAUUUCCUCAAGAAUGUUGUGUCAGUCACUGCUGCUCCUUGCAGUACAGUUUCAACCAGCAUGACCUUCAACCAACGUGUCUCUUUUGAGGCUGUGAAGGAAUCUGUCUCUGCACUGAAGGUGCAGCUGGAGGAGAAAUUGGAUGGCAUCUUUAAGCAGGAAGUAGCCAAGAUAUCUGCAGCAGUGUCCAGUGAUAUCCAGGCUUUCUUUCCUGAACUAGUGACCAGAGAGGAGCUCUUGCAGUACUCCGGUCACUUCACACUGGAUCCAAAAACAGCAAACAGACACCUCCAUCUGUCUGAGGGAAACAGGAGGGUGGAAUAUGGAACUGAGCGCCAGUCAUACCCUGAACAUCCAGAGAGAUUUGAUGUGUGUCCUCAUGUGCUGUGUCGAGAGGGAGUGUCUGGACGCUGCUACUGGGAGAUUGAAAGGAGUGGGUUGAUUGAUAUAGCAGUCUCAUAUAAAAGCAUCAGCAGGAAAGGACAGGGUAGGGAGUGUCUGUUUGGAUAUAAUGAUCAGUCCUGGAGUCUGUUCCUCACCAGUUCCAGCUCCUCUUUCAGGCACAAUAAUAAAGAGACUAAACUCCCUCUUGUGGCCAGCUCCAGAAUUGGAGUGUACGUGGAUCACAGGGCAGGAACUCUGGCCUUUUACAGCAUCACUGACACACUGACCCUCCUGCACAGUGUCAGGACCACAUUCACUCACACACUCUACCCUGGGUUUAAGAUAUUUUCUGGAUCAUCAGUAAAGCUGUUGUGA
Molecule: messenger RNA, 1671 nt
Organism: Sardina pilchardus (European sardine)
Lineage: Eukaryota; Metazoa; Chordata; Actinopteri; Clupeiformes; Clupeidae
Product: E3 ubiquitin-protein ligase TRIM16-like
Exons: 6
Coding region: 1-1671 (556 amino acids)
Molecular function (GO): zinc ion binding; protein binding
Source: RefSeq, a predicted model, not a curated record